AAAAAAAUCAGUACCCAAUGAAACCAAAUACUAUCAGUGUCAGAUUCAUCUGUUCAUUCUGUUUGCAGUGGUAUACUUGUAAACAUGUCAAAUAGCUAAUUGAACAGGUAGCACAUCACGAGGUUGCGCAGCCAAAGGUUAACAUUCUCAAAAUGUUUUGUCCCACUAAUUCGGCCAGUUAUGUAGCUUCUCUUAUUGCAUAAUAUAUUGUCUCAGAAAUAUUUGCGAUACACUCUAUUGUCCGCUGUAUGCCACUGAUAUAAUGAUGUAACAGCAUAAUAGUGCAAGUACACCAUUUCAAAGAGCAAUCAAAUGUAAAUGCUUAGGAACACUUAAGAUAUUUCCUAAAAUCCUGGUGAUAGGAAACUCCUUGCUGUCUAUUGUCAUUGUCAUGUAGGUUACGUGCAUGUUAACAAUAGCGAGGUCACCUAGGACAAGUAUCUCGAAUAGAUGUGGUUGUCUGAGCAAAGUCUUUGUGUUCACAUACUUUGACGUAGAGACAACAAAUGCUUCUUCCAGCAUAAAUUAUGAAACACCCUCAUUAUAAGCACGACUUGUCUGUUCCUGAUCUAGAUGAGAUUUACAUUUGUGAGUUGUGCACAGAUUCUUCUUCUCCCAGUAAAGAAGUGGUGUCUUUUUGCCUGAGAACAUCUGCGGCAACAGCUGUAAAGAGCUCUCAGGUCAAUGUUUCCUCGCCGGGCCCCCCGACGGUCGCUUUUAAACCCGACCGCCGACAGCUCGCCCGCCUCGUGAGCGAGCCGGUCCAUCGCUUCCAGCUCGACAGCCAGAUCAGCCCCGCCUGCGGAACCAUCCCGCCUCCCUCCACGCCAUCCCGCCAUGGACACAGAGUCCACCUACUCGGGGUACUCCUACUACUCCGGACGUUCCCGGGGAUCCCACAGGCACGGGGAGCGAAGCCGCGACCGCCACAAGUCCCGCGGUAAAGACAGCCGCUCAGAAAAGUCCGUCACCAUCACCGCGCCGCCCGCAGAGCCGCUGCUGGCCGACCCAGCCGUCCGGGGCGAGCAGGUCCAGGAUGACAACUGGGGCGAGACCACGACGGCCGUCACCGGCACGUCGGAGCACAGCCUCUCCCAGGAGGACGUCGUCCGCAUCACCAAGGACCUGGAGGAGAGCGUGGGGCUCGACUGCCGGCGCUACCUGGGCCUGGCGCUGGCCGUGGUCCUGGGCCUGCUGGUGUUCCUGACGCCGCUCGCCUUCCUGGCGCUGCCCCACCUCCUCUGGCCGGAGAAGCUGCAGAGCUGCGGCACGGCGUGCGAGGGCCUCUUCAUCUCCGUGGCCUUCAAGCUGCUCAUACUGCUGCUGGCCGUCUGGGCGCUCUUCUUCCGGCCGCCGCGGGCCGGCCUCCCGCGGGUCUUUGUGUUCCGGGCGCUUCUCGCCGUUCUGGUGCUGCUCUUCGUGGCCUCGUACUGGCUGUUCUACGGGGUCAGGAUACUCGACUCGCAGGACGAGAACUACCAGGGCAUCGUGCAGUACGCCGUGUCGCUGGUGGACGCGCUGCUCUUCAUCCACUACCUGGCCAUUGUGCUGCUGGAGCUCCGGCAGCUGCAGCCGUGCUUCUCCGUGUGCGUCGCGCGCUCCACCGACGGCGAGGCGAGGCACUACAACCUGGGGCAGCUCAGCAUCCAGCGGGCGGCUCUGGCCAUCUUGGAGCGCUACUACUGCGACUUCCCGGUGCACAACCCGGCGCUGCUCUCCGCCUCCAAGUCCCGCGCGGCCAAGCACCUGGCCGGCCUCAAGGUCUACAACGUGGAUGGUGAGUUCCCAGAAGCCCCCGCUGAGGGCCCGGGGAACAACGCGGCGGCGGCGGCGGGGAUGGUCCAGUCCCAGUCCAGGGCCAUGAUCGCGGCCACCGCCCGCCGCAGAGACACCAGCCACAACGAGCUGUACUACGAGGAGGCGGAGCACGAGAGGCGCGUCCGCAAGCGCAAAUCGCGACUGGUGGUGGCGGUGGAGGAGGCGUUCACGCACAUCAAGCGCAUGCAGGAGGAGGAGCAGAAGAAGGCCCCGGGGGACGUGAUGGACCCCCGGGAGGCGGCGCAGGCCAUCUUCCCGUCUAUGGCGCGCGCCCUGCAGAAGUACCUGAGGACCACCAAGCAGCAGCACUGCCACAGCAUGGAGAGCAUCCAGCAGCACCUGGCCUUCUGUAUCACCAACAACAUGACGCCCAAGGCGUUCCUGGAGUGCUACCUGACGCCGGGUCCCACCCUGCAGUACGGCCGGGACCACUGGCUGGCCCGCAAGUGGACGCUGAUCAGCGAGGCGUCGGUCACCAGCGGCCUGAAGGACGGCUCCACCUUCGCGCUCCGCUGCCUGGACUUUGGCCUGGUAGUGACCACCAAGAGGAUCCCCUACAUCCAGAUGUCCGAGGAGUACAUCGACCCCAAGUCACACAAGUUCGUGCUGCGGCUACAGUCCGAAACCUCCGUGUAGGACACCGAACUGCUUUUUAAAAAAAUUCCUCACUCUGUUUUGUGGCUCUCAAAUGUUUUCAGUUUGGGCUUGCAGUCUUUAUUUUUAUCUUUUUUUUGAGGGGCUUUGUUUUUAUAUAUUAUAUAUGAAUUUAUAUAUCACACUCACUUGUAAUGUUUUGGAUUUGGAUGAAAACAAAAGAAAGGAGAAUGUUGCACAAUCACUCGUUCCUUUCUUCUGUUGGAGGCGAACUCUGACGUCCACACAGAGACUCCUUUAUUUACACUGGACGGACGGGCGGACAAACCACUAAGGAAUGGUGCAUUAAACGCACAAUGUGUAUGUUUUCGUCAAUGAAAAGAAUUCCCCUCGACGCGACGGAAUCUAUGAUAUCGGACAGUUUUUUUCCCCUCCGCUAUCUCGUCACUGCUCUUACAGCUGUGGCGCUCUCUGUGCCCGACUUCUCCAGGUGCAACACAGCAAAAUCCAAGACGCGUCUCCGCUCCACAGACAGACCGUGUUUAACUCACAGGAGACGCCAGACGUUGUGCCCGUAAAACAUUUCCUCCCUCCCUCCCUCCCUCCCUUCCCGCGUUCGGCUCAGUGACCUUCUUGGGGCUUCACAGCACCAAGGAGGAGAGACGGAUAAACAGUACUACUGAUCACGCCACAUGAGGAGUACGUGGGUUACACAGCUGCAAAAUAGAGGGAGAGAGUUCCUGUACUUCAUUUGUAAUCCAUUUUCUAAUUGUGAUCCAAGUUGUUUUUUCACCCCCCAGCGUUUCCGGAACUGGUGGGAAAAGAGUGUUUUGAUUUAAUAGGCCUUCUGUUAAAGUUUCGAUUUAAAAAAAGAUAAGCCAAGAAGGAGAAUUUGACUGGGUUGGGGAUAAACGUGUUUCCUCAGAUGUCAGUUGAAUUAAAUGUUUGUGUUGUGUGUGUUAAGCCUGUUAAGUAAAUUAAAACUCACCUGGAGAACAUGAACAUGAGGCAGUGAAGCACUACACCCCCUUGUGGUCGUAGUGGGUAUUACAACAACAACAACAAAUAGAAAAUGGAUCACAAUAAUGUUUUCUUUCUUUCUGGCCUUUUGCUUCAGGCAUCCGCGUAGAGGGACGGGAACAACAGGUCCUCAGUUGGGAAUCAAACCAUGCACGUUGCAGUUGGCGCUAGAUAACCCCGGCUGAAAGACCUUGGGGGGGGGAAUCCUCGGGUGGGAGGGGCGUUUAUGCUGUGGAAAUGAAGGUUUCACUGAUUUUCUCGACUCGAAAAAGGGCGUCGCUAAUACACGGCAUCAAACAAAUGAUUGAACCUUCAGUGUUUGGAUUCAGAGUGGAAUCACCAGUGAGAGCGGCAGCAGGGCGGAUCCUCUCCCCCAACAGGACCGUCAGGUUUUCCUUUACUCCCUUGUCUCACCUCUGCUCUCCCACAAGCACGCUCGCCAGUAAGUCCUUGGAGGUCACAAGUGAGUCAUUUCUCCUUCUGUUUUUUGAUGAAGAAGAAUCCAACUAGCUGCACUGAAAAGGAACCAUUUUACAGCACGUCACACCCUGUUGGAACUGAUCCAAGCAGAUUCACCAAAGUGGUAAAGAGCUCAUGUGUAACUCACCCAAGAAGGAAAAUAUAGUUGUCUGUGGCGCCGAGCAGAGUCCCCUACUGCCCCCUGGCUGCUGAGCGUAAUACUGUCAGUUCCUCUUCGAGAGGGAAGCAGGGACAUGUUUUCAUUAAAGAAUUACCUUCAAAAAUGAACAAAAACUUGCAGUUCAUGAAAGCAAAAAUAUUGGUUCACUGUAAACCGUUAUUUUCUUGGUCACAUUUUGUACCUACUGACAGAUGAACAUUGAAUCAUCCCAAUGUGGCUCUGCCUCCUGUUAUACACUGUAACUAUUUAUGUAUACAAGCAUGUCUGUGUGUGAGUGUGUGUGUCUGUGUGUGUGUGUGUGUGUCUGUGUGUGUGUGUAUGCCAUUCCAGUUCACACAACCAGCCUUUACACCCCCCUCCUCCUCCACAUCACCACCGUCUGCCACGCUGUUUCCAGGUUACAAGCCUUUGUAUAUCGGGACAGCUCUGUGAUGAUGAUGAUGACAGUGCGAGGCAAGACUUGUUUCUCUUUCACAGGUAUGAGAAUUUCUAUGAACAAAAAAAUAAACAUUUUUAUGGAAAUUUG
Molecule: messenger RNA, 4598 nt
Organism: Gasterosteus aculeatus aculeatus (three-spined stickleback)
Lineage: Eukaryota; Metazoa; Chordata; Actinopteri; Perciformes; Gasterosteidae
Product: vang-like protein 1
Biological process (GO): multicellular organism development
Cellular component (GO): membrane
Source: RefSeq, a predicted model, not a curated record